Planococcus citri (citrus mealybug) is the source of this 2156-nucleotide messenger RNA. RefSeq names its product vitellogenin receptor-like. Gene Ontology annotation, biological process: receptor-mediated endocytosis. The coding region runs from base 127 to 1893 and encodes 588 amino acids. The transcript has 10 exons. The record is from RefSeq and is a predicted model, not a curated record. Gene Ontology annotation, molecular function: hormone binding; protein binding. Lineage: Eukaryota; Metazoa; Arthropoda; Insecta; Hemiptera; Pseudococcidae. Gene Ontology annotation, cellular component: signaling receptor complex; apical plasma membrane; plasma membrane.
AUAAUUCAUUAUUAUUGGCGUCGAAAUCAUUGUCAUCAUUUUGAUCUUAAAAAUACAACAAUGUGGUAGUCGCGUUUAUAAGCAAUUUCAAGUGUUCCAUUAACCGGUCAAUCUAACUGUACUAUAAUGUGUGAAAAAAUAAUUAUCGAAUUUUUGCCAAAAUCAUGGCGUUCAUCAGUAUCAAUGAGAUUGUUGAUGCUUUGUUUAUUUUAUGUUGUAAACGCGGAGUCUGUGAAGAAACUUCCUCGAUUUAACCUACCUGGCGAAGAUGGACAGAUCACCGAAAAUUCACCGAUAAAAUCAGUCGAUUGCUCAGUCAACAAUGGCCAAUUCUUGUGCGAAGACGAGCAAAGAUGCAUUGAUUUCUAUCAUACCUGCGAUGAUGAAUGCGAUUGCUCUGACUGUUCAGAUGAAAGUGUCCUGUGUUGGGAAUAUGACGAAAUUCUAUGUCGAUCGUGUGAUCAUUUGUGUUUCCCUUCUCCGCAUGGCUCGAUGUGUUUGCAAGACAACAAUACUAGCGAAUUCAGCCCAUUACUCGUAUUAGUUCUUCAAGAAUGUGAUCCGGCCGAUACCCUUUGUGAUCAGAAAUGCGUAAUGUACGAAGGAACAGAACGAUGCUCCUGCACAGAAAAUUAUCGAGCGAAGCCCGGAACAAAGGGACAAGAAUGCAUAAGCGAUGUAUCUUGCGAAAAUCUUCUCCUGUAUUCGACGGAUAAUGAAAUAAAACUGUUCAAUUUCACUGCCAAUGAGGCUCGUGUGAUCCGGAAAAAUGUCAAGUGCCAAGGUUUAGCCGCAGCUGGUGAUUAUUUUUAUUACGGUACAACUGAUGAUAAUAACAAAGCUCAUGUGCAUAAAGUUUCAAUGAUGACUGGUGGUGAGACGGAUCUGAUUAUCGAUACUUGUAACGGAUCAACUAAGAUAUACGACAUCGACAUCGAUUGGGUUACUGGUAACAUUUAUUUCUCAACUGAUCGGUGCGUUGGCGUUUGUUCAAGAGAAGAAGAAUUUUGUACAAGAGUAAGCCCGACUUUGUCUCAGGUUGAUGUGUGCCAUAUCGGUUUAGCUCCACGUUCAGGGUUGUUAUUUACUUCAGUGGGAACUGUAUGGCAUCAUUAUUCAGAUGCCCGAAUCCUGAAAUCAUCAAUGGAUGGCUCUAAUCAAAUACUAUUUUACGAGCACAGAGGAAAAAUACUCCAUCCAAUAUCGCUUACUGUGGACGAAUUAUCUGAAAAGGUUUUUUGGAUUGAUCCAGAUCUCGGAGAAAUUGAUUGUAUACAGUUUGAUGGAAAAAAUUGGAGGAGGAUAUUUCAAAGUCGGCAGCUUCAUGUUUUUGCCAUUAGCGAAUUCGAAAAUAAUUUGUUUUGGACGGAAGAAAACAAAAACAUUAUUGGAAUGCAUUUGAAAAACACAACGGAUCUCAUCAUCGACCAAAAUGCAACUUCGGUGAAGUAUUUGUACGCCUUUAACCCUGUUUUACAACACAAUAAAAUCUCGAAUCCUUGCACGAAUUCAGCCUGUAAAGGUCUAUGUUUACUCAGACCAUCUUCAGAUAAAGGAUUUUUAAAUUUCACAUGUCUGUGUGAUAAUGUGACAUCCUCGAGCAGAAAACAGUGGUGUAAUAAUCCGUUUAUUCCGCCUUCCCAAACUGAAGGAGGAUUCGAAAAAGAUUUCAAGGAGGACAUUCGACCUUCCCAACCAGAAGGAACAAUCAAAAAAGAUUCUAACGAUGAAAUUCCUAUGAUCUUAGUACUAAUUUUCGGUUGUCUGAUCGUGUUGACCAGUUUUGCAGUUUAUUUCGUUUUUCGAAGGAAAGGGUUCUGUAAGAAUGAUGAAUUAGUGUAUUCUCAAAUGUUGAACAGGCCCACAACAGAGUAUGAAGAUACGGAGUUAUAGGCAGAUGUACCUAUAUGGGUGAAAAUAAAUAAUUACCAACGACAUUUUUUGUGAAAAAUAAUAUUAAAAUAUGCCAUAAUUCAUUGGUUAUUCAUUUAUUCACCAAAUAUAGCACAAAUAGUAUUUUUCAGUUUUUCAAUUUUUAAACUUUGAAAAUUUCUCAUCAAAAGUACAGCUGAGAUAGCUAUAGUGGGGUUGUGGGAUAUUGGGUGAAAAUCAAAAUUGAGUGAAAAUGAAAUCAAAAACUCUGAAAAUAAAUACGA